AAAGAAAAAUUAAUAGAAAUAAAAGGGGAAAAUUAUAAGAAGCAGUUGCGCUUCUACUUGCUCGGUUUUAUCAAUAAAUUCCAAUUUAACCAGUUCAUCUCCGGCUUCAGCGAGUUUGAGAAGAGCUUGCACAAUAAACUGCUACUAUCAAUACUACACUCAUCCUCUAUCAACAAAUACACAAUCAAACAGAUAAACAAGCCAUUCCUCACCUUGGAAACUAACUCAAUUAGGUCAUUAUCUGAGAAUGAAAGGAAUAGACUCAAGUCAAUAAACAUUGACCAGCCUGAUGAUACCGAAGACUCUGUAGAUGCUCUACAACCACUGCCCUUCGAUAUAAACCUAUGCUCAGAGACCAGGCAACUUCCAUCUUACGACAACCUACACAAAAGACUCAAACUGGCCGUCGUCGAUAACGAUCUCACUAACUACGACAGCAGAUGUUUGGAGUUUAUGUCCACAUCUUUGAACAUCUAUCUUAAGAAUAUCCUUCAAAACACGCUUGAUAAGUCAAACAAGGUCAGCCUAGAUAAGCUUCGAUUGGCGAGGAACAACUGUUUGGAAAAACAUUUGGUUAUGAACGCAAAUAAAAACAUCGAGCAAGAAGAAGAAGAAGACGAGAUCAUCAUUGACAACCAACUCUUCUCGGAUACUCUCGGUUCACCUCCACCAGCACCACCACAACAUCACCCACCUCCGAAGAAUGCUCUCAAGAGGCCUCUUCAUGACAGUUUAAAUUAUCCAAAUAAAAGAUCGCGCAAGCCUAAAGCCGUGAUCGUUAGUUCAGACGAGGAUGAUGACGUUGAUCCAGAAUUUAGUGUUCAGUGAUCAAUUUUUACCAUGCACCUGUAUCAUUAGUUUAGCAAAUAAAAUAUACC
Messenger RNA from Wallemia mellicola CBS 633.66, 878 nucleotides. RefSeq lists its product as hypothetical. The record is from RefSeq and is a predicted model, not a curated record. NCBI's taxonomy places the organism in Eukaryota, Fungi, Basidiomycota, Wallemiomycetes, Wallemiales, Wallemiaceae. Bases 454 to 828 code for a protein of 124 amino acids. The transcript is spliced from 2 exons.